This is a messenger RNA of Daldinia decipiens, 460 nucleotides long. RefSeq lists its product as uncharacterized. The record is from RefSeq and is a predicted model, not a curated record. The transcript has 3 exons. Bases 126 to 407 code for a protein of 93 amino acids. NCBI's taxonomy places the organism in Eukaryota, Fungi, Ascomycota, Sordariomycetes, Xylariales, Hypoxylaceae. Gene Ontology annotation, molecular function: oxidoreductase activity.
GUUGAAAGGUAAAGGUGCUGAGUUCGUUGCUGCACCUGUGUUCGGUGCGACACCGGUGGCUGAAGCUGGACAACUGCUUGUCGCAUUUAGAGGUUCAAAAGCUGUCUACGAGAAGAAACUUCCUCAUGGCCGGCCCCAUGGAACUCAUAGCAGAAGCGCACGUCUUCGCCGAGAAAACGGGGCCAGGCUCAACCACCUUAGAACGUCUCCUAGCGCUCAGCUUUGGCACCGUCGCGCACUCUGAUUCAGUGCGUAUGACUACGGGGGUAUACAUUCCGGAGAAAGACCAGGCGCCAUGGUCGGAUCUAGAUCUCGCGCUUAAGGACGUAGGACACGGUGUCGUGGGGGAGGACGCGGGCCUGGAUUUCAGGACGGAGGUUGUAAGGGAGCGGGAUGGGAAAGAAUAGGUCCGGCCUCUAAUAUUUCCCGAUAACAUCUCGCAAGAUCUGAGUGAUAACUA